Molecule: messenger RNA, 544 nt
Organism: Cuscuta campestris
Lineage: Eukaryota; Viridiplantae; Streptophyta; Magnoliopsida; Solanales; Convolvulaceae
Source: the annotation of a GenBank genome assembly
CUAGUUGAUUUAAAGUACGGAGUAAUUUUUAGUAAAUAAAAUACGGGAGGGUUCUGCUGCCAUUGGAGAUUAGUGGCCACUAUUAAUCCUAUCCAUUCGUCUCAUCUAAUUUCUAAUCCAAUGGCUCAUAUACACCCAUCAUUAAAUCAAAAGAGUAUUACCUCCGUUUCCUUAAUUUUCGUCCGUCUCUUUGACGCACAACGCCGACUCCCUCAGUUCCUCGACGAAGAUCCCUCGAUUCCCGUUCUCGAAGAAGAUCCCUCCCUAGUUCUUUCGUCCAGGGAGAAUACUAUCAACGGUGACCACAGAAAGAGUUUCCCUCACCUAAUUGAGACGACGACGAUGGACCCGACGAAGGCUAGCAAGGGUUGGAGUCGAGGCGGCUGCAGAGAGACGGUGCUUGGGGAUGCUGGGCUGAGAAAACUCUGGAAACACUGAAGAGGCGAGCCGACGGCGAGGGCAUCUAGCGGGGGUGGCGGCGACAUUCGAGGUCCUUCAUUUGGCUCGCAUGAUUUUGCUAUGGAAAUAUAGUCUGUGGCAGAUU